GUUGAGUAUAAUUGCCCAUUUGGAUGUUAAAAAAAAGGGUAGUGGGAUUUUGUCACUGGGAUUUUCUCUGUUAGGACAAACAGUUUCUGUUGUGAAUGCAGAGAACUGAUGCCAAGAGCUGUCUGCUUUAAGAGUGAGAUUUUUGGAAGGUCUCUCAUGACAGAUGUGUCCUAAUUAAGUGAUCCAGAGAGAGGAGAUGACAGCUGAGCGGGUUGACAAUCUGCUGCUCUUGGACACAGAUGCUGUCAACUCUUCCCUCGCCUCAGUGCCCAUAAAGCAAGAUGAGCCGGCCCAUGCCCCGGACAACCAGACAGACGACAGCGUCAGUCCAGUCCCUGAUCAACAGCCUGAUCCAGCCUCAGAAAGCCAGGGCAGGGCCAUGGAAAUCCAUAGUCCAAACAUUCACGGGGAAACAGAAAACGAGAGUGGUUUAGUCUUAACGCAUCCCCUGGAUCACACUGCACUGAUUGAACAGAAAAUAAAUCAUCCAAAUGCUGAUAAAAGCAAUAAUUGUGACUUUGAUACUGGUGUUGUAAUGGAGACUGACAAUAUUACGAACAGCACUGACAACCCUGACCCAAUUCACCUUAUGGACGUGGACAAUAUGAUAGACAGAAAUCAAAAUAACAAACAAAGUGAUUUAAAAACUAUAGAGGAUCCAAAUGAGGCUCAUGGCACUUUAAUGAGUCCAGAAGUUCCAUCAUUAACAGAACACAACAGACAAGAAGAAAUGAGCCAAUACACCAUUUUAAACCAAUAUUCCUCCUCUGAGAGUGUUGGACUUGAGGUUAGCCAAAUGGCUAAUGAUGACGAUCCCCUGGUAAAUACUGUCUCUGAUGUAAUGAAUAGUGAGAAAAACCAUGAACAACCAUUUUCGAUAGCAAACAAUGAGACUGAUGCGACUUCCCCUGAAUCAUUCAUCCAGACCUGCGGGGAUACACCUGAAGGUGUUUAUGUAGCAGUGGAAGCAGUGACUGCCUAUAACACUGACCCAGAAAUACAUGACAUUGCAGGGCACUUGACGUGUGCUGGCUUCACAACUUCCCAGACACCAAAGAUAGAAGAUCCGAAGACUGACGAUCCUAUAUGUUUGGCCGAUUUGCACAAAGCAGAUAUCUUAACACAUGCCUCCACAUUAUUAGAUUCUUUGGGGAUGAGCAACGUAUUAGAAACAGCUGACAUGCCUGCCAAUGACAGUGAGAUCAUUCAGACUGUAAAUAAAGACUCGGCUUCCUCAAAUGGUGAGUUUUGCACUGCCGUUUUUACCCAGACGGUUCAGAACCUUCGACAGGUUUCAGAACAUGAUGUAACGGAUUUGGAAUCCAACAGAACUGAUGAUUCCAUGCUUGAUAGAAUGAUAGAUACAAAAUUCUCAUUUGAAGUCAGUAGAGUGCAACCAUUGGUGGCUUGUAGCCAUGAUACGGGUGCGACAAUAGGUAAUAAUGAGUCAUUUUCCCCCCAAUCCAUACUUGAAACACCACAGAUUGGUGAAAAACAUGAGAAGGAUCUCUCACAGGUGGUCCCUAACCCAACACCUGUCACGAAUGGAGAUUUAGGUAAAUGUUCUGAGGAGACCGGGGGCGGUUGCUUAAAGUUCACAGGAAUGGAACGUGAUGUUAAGGCUGGUAGUGAGUUGUGGCUGGACGCUUGCCAGUUCUUGGCAGGUGAAGAGGAUGAGGGUGCUAUUUUUGACAAGUGGGGUCGUUCGUGCUCUCCCAGCCCCCUUACGGCCCAUUCAGACAACACAAAAGCCUCAGAUUACUCCAGGAGAGAGAACAUUUCAAUUGACCACCAUGCUGAGGAUUUGGAGCUGAGGUUUAAACCUGUUGAGAGGUGGUCGUCCUCAGACAGCUGGGCUAGCGCUCUUUCAGACUGGUUCCAGGCAGUUAACACCUAUCCGGAAGACUUGAGUGCUAACACUUCAGGCUCUGGUUCUAAGCAUAGUAUGGCAAUCCAGGACAAGAUUUUGGAGCAAAGGACAGGUCCAGAUAAUGCAAACAACACUGGACAGACUUGUCUGUCUCUGAACCUCCUAGAACCAGAAGAACCAGGUCAAGCCUCAAGCAGAGGACAAGUCCAGUCUGAUAACACUAAUGGAACUAAAGGAGAUAAAGACGGACUUCCUUCACAUUCAGACGCAGACAGUCGGGACAAUACAAUGAUGGAGAACAACAUGAGUUUGUUGGAGACUUUGGUUAAAUCUGAAUCCCUUAAACCAGAUGAGAAUGCAGCCAUUGAUACGUUUAAUGGAUCAAAGUCAUGUAUGUCUUCUGCAAAUGAGUUCAACCCCAAACAAUAUGGAAGUCAGCACAUCUCAGUUAACACAUAUCUGGAAGACUUGAGUGCUAACAUUUCAAGCUCUGGUUCUAAGCAUAGUAUGGCAAUCCAGGACAAGAUUUUGGAGCAAAGGACAGGUCCAGAUAAUGCAAACAACACUGGACAGACUUGUCUGUCUCUGAACGUCCUAGAACCAGAAGAACCAGGUCAAGCCUCAAGCAGAGGGCAAGUCCUGUCUGAUAACACUAAUGGAACUAAAGGAGAUAAAGAUGGACUUCCUUCACAUUCAGAUGCAGACAGUCGGGACAAUACAACGAUGGAGAACAACAUGAGUUUGUUGGAGACUUUGGUUAAAUCCGAAUCUCUUAAACCAGAUAAGAAUGCAGCCAUUGAUACGUUUAAUGCAUCAAAGUCGUGUAUGUCUUCUGCAAAUGAGUUCAACCCCAAACAAUAUGGAAGUCAGCACAUCUCUGGAGAGCUUUGGAGUGCAAAGUCGGAGGGAAAUAAGUUGGUGGAGGUAACUGGAGACAAAAUUUCUGUACUUGGGUUGGUCUUCGAAGAGGAACGUCAAAGCAGCUUUUCUUCUCUGAAGAUCUCAGCUUACACCAGCAACAAGAAUUUAACUGGCUGUGUGAGUGGCGAGGAGCGGCGUCACGGCUCCAAUGUGAAUCACCACACAUGUCUCUCUCAAUCGGACGUUCACGUGUCUUCUGAGGCGGGAUGUGCUGAAGGUAAUGGAUCGUUUGUGCAUUCUAACUCUGAGGACUGUACAGUGAAGCCAAGAGAAGAGGAAAGAAGUACAAUUCCAGGAUUUAUUAUGCCGUUUGCUCCACUCUGUACUGGAAAUAAUUUCCUCAAUCAUAGUUUAUUGAGAGAGGACAGUCCACGAGCUGAUCUAGAUCUUUCUCAUAAAGGGAUUGUUGAUGAUCCUUCCAUCAAGGAUACUCAUAGAAAAUCAGAGUACAGUGAUACCUGUGACAUCAGCAAAGAGCUUUCUAAGUUACUUUUACUCACAGGAGAGCAUUUUAUGGUGUCUGAGGACAAACGUGUUGCAUAUGUUACUCUAGACUUGGAGGAACCCAGAAAUUUGAGUCUUUGUUCUUUGUCAAACUGUGAGGAACUACCUAAAACAGACAAUAUGCCUCACAAGACCUCCAAGACUUCCUCAGAUGGUAAAACACACUCUAAACAUAAGGAGAAACUGGCUGAAAAGCAGCAACAUGGGAUUCAAACAUUAAAAAAGCAAGAUCUUCAGUUUUCAUCCCAGGUGAAGGACGAAUUCAACUCAGAAGGAGCUGGUUGUGAAGAUUGUCCGGUUACUGUCAUUGAAACUAUCGUCAUCACAGAGAAGACGGUUCCUAAAGUCCAAGUGAAAAAGAAAAAGAAGCUUGUGCAACAUGGGAUGUCAAAACCCGAGAACGAUCCACCAACUAACAUAGUGAGCAGGAGCGCUCAGAAGAGCACAAUUGGCAAGACGGAGAACCUUAAUGUGAAGAUGGCAUCAAAUGGUCUGGAUAAACCAGCAUAUCAUCUUCCCACCAAAAUGGACAUUACUAACAAAGAUAGCACUCAAAUAGUCAUGUCAGUGAGACCCAAAGUAGAACCCAGUGGGGCCAAGAUGGACCCUGCCAGCGUAAAUACCACUCAGAAAGCUGUCCCUAUAAAACUCAAAGCAGAUGCCAGUAACACAGCCAAGAUGGAAAAUAAGACGUGCACAUCAGAUUCUCCUAGCGAGUGUUUACCCAACAUGCCGAGUGACGACAUAAAGCGCAGGCGAAUUGCAGACGUGUCUGGAGCAGUUCCGAUAAGGACGAGGCCACAGCUGCCUGCAAUUUUCCGCCAAGCAAGAAAAGAUGGAGAAGAUGUGACCCGAAAAGCUUACAGUGAGGUUGUCAAGCAGAAGAUUCCAAAACCCAAAGAAGUUGUGGUUCCUUGUGUAGUGUCAGAGAUCCAGGCUGACCCUGUCCCUGCUGACCCCCAAAACAUCUUACUUUGGUGCCAGUUCAGCCCCAUCCCACCUGAUGCCACCAUUAAGUGGACUAAAGAGGGAAGAGUGCUGUCAGAGAUAAACAAAGUAGAGAAGGAUGACGGCCGCUUCACCCUGACAAUCCUAGAGGCUUGCAGUAAAGAUUUAGGGCUGUACAAAUGCAGUCUGAAUGCUGCCAACAUUUCUGUUUCAACCUCAGAGUACCAUCUCACGUCUGAGGUGCUUAUGGAACUAGUCAUUCCGAGUCAUGAUAAACCAGCUGAGCCCAGGGUAAUGGACGGGGAUGAGGAGAACAUCCAGUGCAGCCCGCUUUUAUUUAAGGAGGAUUUUCUCGCAGAUCAGUACUUUGGAGAGAAUCAACCCGCUAGCAUAGUGACUGAGAAGGUCCACUUCGGUGAAGGCAUGCACCGCAAGGCUUUCAGGACCACUCUUAGAGAAUGCAAUCUGCCACGAUUCAACCCUGGCCAUCCCUGCGUCCUGAAAGUCCACAACGGCAUCAGCUAUGGGAUUAAAAAUAAUGAGGAGCUUGUCCAGAAGAACUACAGCCUGGCUGUGGAGGAAUGUCAUGUGCAGAACACCGCCAGGGAAUAUAUUAAAGCGUACAAUAGUGUGGCCAAGUCUGCUGAAUCAUUUGGAGAGGUGCCAGAAAUCAUCCCUAUUUAUUUGGUGCACCGGCCAUCUAACGAAAUCCCUUACGCCACGCUAGAGGAGGAGCUGCUGGGAGACUUCGUGAAGUAUUCUGUGAAGGACGGGAAGGAGAUCAACCUGAUGCGCAGAGACUCUGAGGCGGGACAGAAAUGCUGUGCCUUUCAGCACUGGGUCUACACACAGACAGAGGGCAAUCUGCUGGUCACUGAUAUGCAGGGUGUCGGUAUGAAACUAACAGAUGUUGGGAUUGCCACCGGUAAAAAAGGCUAUAAGGGAUUCAAGGGAAACUGUGCCACGUCCUUUAUUGAUCAGUUCAAAGCUCUGCAUCAGUGUAACAGGUACUGUGAGCUACUGGGCCUGACGUCACUCCAACCCAAGCCAAAACGGACCGUUGUCCCCCCAAAGCCAAAAACACAACCCUUGACAAAGAAAAAAACCUUCGGCCCUGUUCUGAAUGGCAAAUCCUGAUUAGACAGCAGCCCUGAAGAUUUGCUUAUAGGAUAAAUAGUUUGCAGGUUUUAUCAAUGAAGUCUUUCUUAGGGACAAACGUGUUUCUGAGAUGUUUCUUUAAAUGUAAGAUGACAUUCAUCUGUAAGGACAGUAGGGAGGUUAUUUCUUUCUUGAGAGUUCUUUUGUGCUAUUUUUAAUUAGCGUAUUACUGAUUUUAUUGAUUUUUUAAAAUGUUUUUAAGGAGUAAGUGGAUUGUGACAGAAUUGAUUUUUAUUUUUUAAUGUAAUAUUUUUGUUAAAACCAAAGAAAUAUAGGAAGUUAUCAGCC
Ctenopharyngodon idella (grass carp) is the source of this 5689-nucleotide messenger RNA. RefSeq names its product alpha-protein kinase 2-like. NCBI's taxonomy places the organism in Eukaryota, Metazoa, Chordata, Actinopteri, Cypriniformes, Xenocyprididae. The record is from RefSeq and is a predicted model, not a curated record. Bases 197 to 5380 code for a protein of 1727 amino acids. Gene Ontology annotation, molecular function: protein serine/threonine kinase activity; ATP binding. The transcript has 11 exons. Gene Ontology annotation, biological process: protein phosphorylation.